Abrus precatorius (Indian licorice) is the source of this 1506-nucleotide messenger RNA. RefSeq names its product serine/threonine-protein kinase BLUS1. The record is from RefSeq and is a predicted model, not a curated record. Gene Ontology annotation, molecular function: protein serine/threonine kinase activator activity; ATP binding; protein kinase activity. Gene Ontology annotation, biological process: protein phosphorylation. The transcript has a single exon. NCBI's taxonomy places the organism in Eukaryota, Viridiplantae, Streptophyta, Magnoliopsida, Fabales, Fabaceae. Bases 35 to 1474 code for a protein of 479 amino acids.
ACCUCACUCGUUUGCUUCUUCCAUUCCCAUUCCAAUGGCAGCGAACGAAUCAGAAGAAUCACCGAAAAGGGUUCAAUACCCACUAGACGCAUCCUCAUACAAGAUCCUCAACGAGAUCGGAGAAGGCACGAGCGCCCUAGUGUACAAAGCAAUGUGCAUUCCCAUGAACUCCACCCUCGUAGCCAUCAAAUCCAUAGACCUCGACCGUUCUCGCCCCGACUUGGACGACGUUCGCCGCGAAGCCAAAACCCUUUCCCUCCUUUCCCACCCAAACAUCCUCAAAGCCCACUGUUCCUUCACCGUCCACCGCCGCCUCUGGGUAGUGAUGCCCUUCAUGGCCGCUGGUUCCUUACAAUCCAUCAUUUCUCAUUCCUUCCCUAAUGGUUUAACCGAACCAUGCAUCGCUCUCGUUCUCAAAGACACUCUCAACGCUCUCUCUUACCUCCAUGCCCAAGGCCAUCUCCAUAGAGACAUCAAAGCCGGUAACAUCCUCGUUGACUCCAAUGGUCAAGUCAAACUUGCUGACUUUGGUGUCUCUGCUUCCAUCUAUGACUCCUCCUCCUCUUCUUCUCUAAUGCUCACUGAUCUUGCUGGCACGCCUUAUUGGAUGGCUCCCGAGGUGAUUCACUCCCAUACGGGCUACAGUUUCAAGGCUGAUAUAUGGUCCUUUGGGAUCACUGCUUUGGAGCUUGCUCAUGGAAGACCUCCUCUCUCUCAUCUUCCACCUUCCAAGUCUAUGAUGCUUAAGAUCACUAAAAGGUUUCGUUUUUCUGAUUUUGAUAAGUACAGGAAGGGUAGUGGAAAGAAGUUCUCUAAGGCGUUUAAGGAUAUGGUUGCUUCUUGCCUCAAUCAAGACCCUUCUAAGAGACCCUCUGCUGAGAAGCUUCUCAAGCACCCCUUCUUCAAAAACUGCAAGGGACCGGAGUUUCUGGUCAAGAACGUGCUUCAAGGGUUGCCCAGUGUUGAAAAGAGGUAUAAGGAAAGCAAGGUUAAUGUUCGUGCUGAUGGUGAUGGUGAUGAUGACGACAAUGAUGAUGAUGAUAUGCAGCGAAACGUGGUGAAACAGAGAAGGAUCAGUGGGUGGAACUUCAAUGAGGAAGGGUUGGAACUUGACCCCGUGUUUCCAAACGACGAUGCGUCGGUGAAAGAGGUUCGGUUUGGAGGGGAAACGGUUAUCCAAGAAAUGGGGGGUUCAGAAGAGAAAGUGAAGAACAGGGAAGGGAUGUUGGGGACUCUGAAUGUGUUGAAAGGAAGCUUGGAACAAGAGCUGUGGCAAGUGAGGUUUCUGAUGAAUGCAAUAAGGGGAGAGGGAGAAGAGACUCAGACUGGGGAUCAUAGCGAGGAGCAAAUGGCGCAUGAGAUUCCAAUGCUUAGGGCUGAAUUGGAAAAUGAGAGGAAAAAAAACUUGCAGUUGGAGUUGCAGAUAGAGACCUACAAGCAUCACCUUUCUUCUUUUUCUAAUUCUUCUCAAUAAAUUAGGAUUACAUAUAUCUUAAUCUAAAUAAG